UUAUAAUAACACAAAAAAAAAAAAAAAAAUACAAACUAAAACACUUUUUUGAAAUCAUGCUUGAGAAGAGCGUUAUGUCCGAAAUGACAAUUGCAUCUGCGAGGAUGCGUUCUUCGCGUUUUGUACGGCGAAGCUUACCCACCGGCCAUGGAUCAAGUAAUCGGUCCUUGCGCUCAACAGAUAAUCCCAAAUUCGAUGUACCCACGGUUGACACGCGGACUCGUUAUGACAGUAUGUAUAUUCGCCACCCAGAAGAUAGACAAUAUAUACAGCCAUACGAUUGGUCGGACGACAAGCCACGCAAAUCGAAAAUACCACUAAUAAUACACGCACAGCCAAGUUAUACCAAUUUCAGAGUGCCUUUUCCGAUGGUUUGUAAGGAGCGCUAUAACAAUUCCAUCAAAAAAUACGAAAAACAGUUCGGUCAUGAGAUCAGAAGUCAAAUCGAUAAUCAGCCAACGGCUCGUGAGGCCACCUAUUUAGUACGUAUUGUGGCUUAUACUACUUUAUGGCCGCCAUAUCACAAUGAAAGUGAACUGAAUCAUACGAGCCACAAUUUCUAUCGCUUGACGCCGCGGGAGAACGCACGCUUUCAGUACAUCAUGACACAUGAUUUUUCAUAGAACUGAAAAAUUGACUGAUUUGUCUGUUAGGAACUGAAUGUAACGACAACAAAAUAAGAUCUAUGUAAAUAGUUGCCGUGUAAUCUGAUAAACAGAAUAAAACAAUCAGUUUAAGCA
Drosophila montana is the source of this 740-nucleotide messenger RNA. RefSeq lists its product as uncharacterized. The coding region runs from base 57 to 623 and encodes 188 amino acids. NCBI's taxonomy places the organism in Eukaryota, Metazoa, Arthropoda, Insecta, Diptera, Drosophilidae. The record is from RefSeq and is a predicted model, not a curated record. The transcript is spliced from 3 exons.